AUGUUGGAUUUACAAAAUUACAAGAAGAUUGUCGAUAAUUUUAGAUCAUCUCAAGACGAGAUUCGAUUUUUAGACCAGCAACCUCCAAAAGAAGCUGACUUAUAUGUACUCGAUAGUUCCUUUAAUCCUCCGCACAAUGCGCACUUGGGAAUGUGUCAUUUUGUUCCUGAAGGAAGUAACUUAGUUUUGCUUUUGAGCAUUGCAAACGCUGACAAAACUGAGGCUCCAGCGACCUUGGACAUUAGGUUAACAAUGUUGGAAGCUCUAAAACAACGUAUUAAGAACCGUAAUGUUUCAAUCGCCCUUUGUAAGUACGCACUAUUUGCCGACAAAUGUGUAUGUUUGUCAAAGUACUGUUCUCCUAAAGAGCAAAUUUAUUUGGUCGGAUUUGACACUUUGAUAAGAAUUCUGAAUUGUAAAUAUUAUCCAGAAAAAUCGAUUCAAAAAACUUUGAGUCCCUUUUUUGAGCGCUCUCGAAUUCUCUGCUUUUAUCGCGAAACAGAUGAUUCAACAAGAGAAGAGCUGCAGAAAACCUACCCAUCCAAACUUGAGAAAGGAGAACUAGAAAAUGUGGCUACAGAAUGGUCUACUAGGAUUCACUUUGCCAAAUUGGACAGCAACAUGGGAAAAGGUGUUAGCAGUACAGCAAUACGAAAAGCCAUUUCUUCUGGCAACGAAGGAGUGCAAUCACGGAUGAUACCAAAUGAAGUCUUAACUAUCAUAAAAGUUACAAAUCCCUACAGCUAA
Messenger RNA from Schizosaccharomyces osmophilus, 747 nucleotides. Its product is annotated as nicotinamide-nucleotide adenylyltransferase. Gene Ontology annotation, molecular function: ATP hydrolysis activity; nicotinamide-nucleotide adenylyltransferase activity. Gene Ontology annotation, cellular component: cytoplasm; nucleus. NCBI's taxonomy places the organism in Eukaryota, Fungi, Ascomycota, Schizosaccharomycetes, Schizosaccharomycetales, Schizosaccharomycetaceae. The transcript is spliced from 2 exons. The record is from RefSeq and is a predicted model, not a curated record. The coding region runs from base 1 to 747 and encodes 248 amino acids.